Molecule: messenger RNA, 3169 nt
Organism: Purpureocillium takamizusanense
Lineage: Eukaryota; Fungi; Ascomycota; Sordariomycetes; Hypocreales; Ophiocordycipitaceae
Exons: 1
Coding region: 340-3027 (895 amino acids)
Cellular component (GO): cytoplasm
Molecular function (GO): calcium-dependent phospholipid binding; calcium ion binding
Source: RefSeq, a predicted model, not a curated record
AGACGCCGGCCUCAACCACACCACAGGGCACUGCCUGUGUGGGAAAAGGAACGGCAUGCACAACGGCGAGUAUAAGCUUACCCGAUGACCUACCUGGGCUGGCGCUCGGCUUGAGGAGCUUCCCCCAGCUCCUCCCUCAUCCCAAGGGCGCUUCCCACUAGCCCCUCCCGUCAACACAUCCAUCCAUCCAUCCAUUCAUUCCUUCAUUCAUUCAUUCGGAUCGCUCUCCUCCCACCCACCACCACGCUUUUCCUCACAGGACCGGCCCGCACCCGCCCAAACCUUCCGCCGGCCCAUCUCCAGGAACCAGCCCAGCCCCUCGCGCGACCCCGCAACACCAUGUCGCUCGCCGUCGACGACCGUCGUGGCGGUCGCUCCAGGUCCCGAUCGCGUGACCGCCGCGACCCUGUGCCGACCUACGCCGACGCGCGCGAGCCGAGCUAUGUCUACCCGGAGGACGACCUUGACGACCGCUAUGCGCCCAGCGCCCACAGCAGCAGCAGCCGCCGCCGCGACCCUACCUCCCAGGCGGGCUCCUCCGGCCUACCCUACCCGGCCGAGGGGGGCAUGGACGCCAUGCUGCCCGGCGCGACAGCCGGCCUGUACAGCUACGAUGACACACGGCCCGUCUACCGCACCGCGUCGCCCCCGCGCGACUCGUCCUUUCGCAGUUCCAGAAGCAACCUCAACGGCGGCGGCGGGAGCGGCCACGUCCCGGGCUCGUUCCCCGAGGACGACCGCCGCUCCAAGCGCGACUCGGACGACGACAAUAGGCGCGUCCGCUACGCCGCCGAACCCCCGCGCGAGUCCAAGUACGACGCUCGUAGGCGCGACAGGUCCGAUGACGAGGAUCCCCGCGUGCGCUACGCCGAGCCGCCUAGCAGUAGGGACAAGCACCGCGCGUCCGCUGGCGCCGACCUGCCCGACGACAAGCUCAAGUUUCUGCCGCAAAAGUACAGCCGCGGGUACGGCGACGACGACCGUGCGGGCGGCAGGGACAGAAAGGCCGAUGGCCGCUCCAAGAAGGAGCGCGACGAGGAUGAUUUGGCCUACGGGCGCCCCCCGCCGCCGAAACCGUCGCGGGCAGACUCACCGCCCACCUAUGGCAGCUACGUCUCGGGCUCGCAGCUGAGCGACAAGCGCUCAUCCAAGUACGGGAGGGACGACGACGGUGCCGACAGGCGGCGUACGAGCCCACCCGAGGACCCAUACGCGUCGCGCAGGUCGCACCGUGAAUCCUACCGAGAUGACCCCCGCAGCUCGGGCGCCAGCGUCCUCACCGCGGAGCCCUCGGACCGUGAUCGGGAUCGUCGGCGCGACAGAUCGCCGGGGCCGUCUGUUCUCACCGCGGAGCCUUCAGGCCGCGACAGGGACCGCCGCCGCGACAAGUCUCCCGGCCCUUCGGCCCUCACCGUCGAGCCCGUAAGCCGCGAGCGCGACCGUUCGCGUGAUCGCCGGGACAAGUCGCCAGGCCCAUCUGUGCUCACCGUGGAACCGGGCCGGGACCGGGACCGGUCGAGAGACCGGCGUGGUGGCACCCGGGACAAGUCUCCUCAGCCUCCCACGGCCCGCAUGUCCAGCCUGACGGUCGACACGGGCCGCUCUUCCAACCUGUCACUGGCCGCGGCGCCGGCCUCGCCUCUUCUUGAGUCGUACCACGGUACCUACCAGGACUGCUCGCCCAUGCCGUCGCCUCUACUACUGGCAUCUUCCCACCACGAGGAUGCGCGCGUCAUCGAGGCCCUGUCGCCCAUCGGCUCCGAUGUCGAGGGCGAUGGAAAGAAGAAGAGCCGGCGCGCGCGGUUCCACGACCCCGAGGACAUUGCGUCGACGCUCGCGCGCGCCCUUCGCGGGGACCGCGCCCCCGACGUCGCGCCGCUGAUCGAGAUCCUGCCCAGCCUGACACACGAGCAGGUCAUGGAGCUGCGCGUCGAGUACAAGCGCAUCGUCAAGACGGGCUCGGAGCGCAAGGGCGUCAACAUUGCCAAGCACAUCCGUGCGCGCCUCAAGGACGAGGACGCCAACCUCAUGAAGGCUUGCUACUCGGUGGCGCUCGGCAAGUGGGAGAGCGAGGCCUACUGGGCCAACUUUUGGUACCAGGGCGACAAGACGCGGCGCGAGCUGCUCAUCGAGUCGCUCAUGGGCCGCUCCAACUACGAGAUCCACCAGAUCAAGGAGGCCUUUACCGACAAGAAGUACGACAACAGCAUCGUCAAGUGCAUGAAGACGGAGCUCAAGGAGGACAAGUUCAAAAAGGCCGUCCUGCUCGUCCUCGACGAGCGCCGCAUGGAGGACUUUGACCCGUACGGCCGCCGCGUGCCCGUCGACUACAAGCUCGUCGACCAGGACGUCAACGACCUGCGCCGAGCCGUCAGGGCCGAAAAGGGCGGCGAGACGGCCAUGAUUGGUAUCGUCGUCAAGCGCAGCGACUCGCACCUGCGCGAAGUGCUCAAGGAGUACGAACAUCACUACCGCGCAAACUUUCCGCGCGAGGCCCUCAAGAAGAGCGGCAACCUGGUCGUGAGUGUCAUCCCCUUUUAUCCUCUCUCCCCUCCCACCCCACCGUAUACAUAUGAGCGUGCGCUGACGCCAAUGCCCAGGGCGAGCUGCUCGCGCACAUCCUCAACGGCAUCAUCAACCGCCCCGUCCGCGACGCCCUCCUUUUGCACCACGCCCUCACCGCGUCACGCAAGGACGACCUCCGCCGCGAGCUCCUCAUCAGCCGCCUCGUCCGCUUCCACUGGGAUGCGGCCCACAUGCAGGCCGUCAAGCGCGCCUACCGCGAGCGCUACGGCCGCGACCUGCAAGACGCCGUCCGCGACGCCACCUCGGGCCAGUGGGGCCGCUUCUGCGUCGAGCUGUGCAUUGCCAGGAUGCCCAACGACGUCCGCAGGAUCGAGAGGGUCGACGUCAUCCGGUAGAUGCUGCCGCUACGGAAGGGUGCUUUGUUUGACGCCUUGGAUGAGCGGGGCGCAGAGUACGACGAUGAUGAGAGAUGAUGGGGUCAUGACUGCGGCAUGCCUUUAAUAUACCCUCAUGGGCGACGUGUGUCGGAUUGUCUUUUUCUACAUUGGGUAUCGACAGAAUAUGCCUCCGCGGCCAUUGUGUAAUUACAGAGAGUUGCGAGGUACUUGAUGGUCGGCUUAAAUAUACACGGAGUAUACUUUGU